This is a messenger RNA of Erinaceus europaeus (western European hedgehog), 1563 nucleotides long. It is a transcript of the gene MAGIX, whose product is annotated as MAGI family member, X-linked. The record is from RefSeq and is a predicted model, not a curated record. Lineage: Eukaryota; Metazoa; Chordata; Mammalia; Eulipotyphla; Erinaceidae. Gene Ontology annotation, molecular function: protein binding. The transcript has 6 exons. Bases 133 to 1365 code for a protein of 410 amino acids.
CUGCUUUUCCUUUGUCAGAGGCCAGCACACAGCGAGGGUGGGGUGGGGAGCAGUUCGUGGAUCUGGCUGUGCCUUCGGGUGGAAAGAGGAGCUCGGGUCCACACCCCCGUGGUAACCGAGGCCUGAGGCCAGAUGGGUCACUGCACCGGCCUAGCGCUGCUCACGGGACCAGCCGGCCUCAUUGGCGUCCAGACCUUGGCGGGCCUCCAGGUGACAGCGCCCAGGGCUCCAAGGGUGUCUUUGGCGGCCUCGAGUCCACCGCCCCCCCCCACCCCACUUGCAGGUCAUGGAGCGGCUCGCGGGGGAAGCCACCAACCGGAGGGAGAACAGAGGAGGUAUCUGGGGCCCCAGGAACGGGAGUGGGAGCGUCCCUGCUCACCCUCAGCCCCGCCCGUCUGCGCCCCACCUCUCCUUCCAACAGGCCACAGCCCUCCGCCGCCCUCUGGCCCCAAAGCCCGGCAGCUUCUAGCGCGCCUGGACGCUCGCCCCCUGGCGGCCCGAGCUGCGAACGACAUGGCGGCGCUGGUGCGCAGAGCUGGCACUACCUUGCGCUUGCGCCCCAAAGAAUCUCUUAGCAUGCAGGAUGCGGCAGACAUCGAGGUCACAGACAACCGACUUCCUAAUGUCCCUUUGGUGGAAAACGGAUCCCAGCACCGUCGGGUAGCUCCCUGUACAGGGAUGCCCCAAGUGACCCAGGGGAAGGGACACCGUGCUUCGAAGCUGCCCCCAGACUCCAGUCAGUUCUGUGUGGAACUAGUUCGUGGCCCCUCUGGCUUUGGCCUCACGCUAAGUAGUAGUCGGGGUGCAGCUGGGGGUGCUCCACUGGCUAUUCGAGGACUGUUGGAUGAUGGGCCGGCCCAGCGCUGUGGGCGCCUGCAGGCUGGUGACCUCGUGCUCCACAUCAACGGAGAGUCAACUCAGGGCCUCACCCCUGCUGAGGCCAUGGAGAGGAUUCAAGCAAGUCACUCGAGGCACCUCCGCCUUGUCAUCCGAAGGCCUCUUGAGACCCACCCUGGAAGACCUAAGGGGGUGUCACGGCCCCCCAAAGGAGAUGAUCACAGCCCGGAUCCGGGUAGACAAGACGUCCAGAGAUCUUGCAGCGCCAGCAUUUCCCCCUCGCAGUUUGCCAACUCCCCAUCCGUGAUUCCCCAAACCCAGGUCAGGAGGGAACCUAACUUACAAGGGGCUGCGGACAGCCCCGCAGUUCCUCCCGCAGAGCUCGGAACUGAAGGCCCUGACGACAGAAUCCCCGGUUCUCCGGGUCCCUGGCUGGUACCCAGCGACGAGCGGCUAGCGCGCGCCCUGGGGGUCCCGGGGAGCGCGCAGCUGCUUCUCGAGGUGGCGGCUGGAAGGCGGAGGCACUGAGCGGGCACCCGACAGCUGGCGCUAGCUGGGCAGUGGCCAACCCGGACACGACGGGUUCCUCGGGAGACCGCUUCCCUUUAGCCCCACCCCCCCUCCUGGCCCGCUCACCGUCGGCUGGGCCGGUCCUCCCACACUAGCCAGCCUUGCGCGUCGUGUUUCGGGCGGGGGAGGUAAUAAAAUGGUUUGUUUCAGUCUGGA